AUGUCUGGAUUGAAAGAAGUUAUUUAUUGUGAAGUUUGUUCCUACCCACCAGACUAUUGUGAAUUCUCAGGUAAAUUGAAGCGUUGUAAGAAAUGGUUAAAUGAAACACAUCCAGAUUUAUACGCUAAAUUAUAUGGUGAUUCAGGCGAUGAUGAAGUCACUAAUUUAGGUAAGAAGCUAGUAGAAUCUAGUAUCGGUGAGGAAAGAGAGAAUAAGUUGGAAGCAGAUCUUCUAAAAUUACAAAAGAGAGAAGAAAACAAAGAGCAAAGAGAAUUGGCCAAGAAAUUGUCAUCUAAAGUCAUUAUUAAAAGAGAAGCAAGAACUAAGAGGAAAUUUAUUGUUGCUAUUCAAGGUCUUGAAGUCUUUGAGAUUGAUAUGAAGAAGUUAGCAAAGACUUUUGCAUCUAAAUUUGCUACAGGUUGUUCUGUAUCUAAGAAUGCUGAAAAGAAGGAAGAAAUUGUUAUUCAAGGUGACGUUAUCGAAAGUGUAGAAAGUUAUAUACAGCAAUUAUUAGCUGAAAAAGGUCUACAAGAUGUAAAAGUUGAGGUCAUUGAUACAAAGAAGAAAAAGAAGCCAACUACUAAUUCCACUGAAAGUAAAUGA
Messenger RNA from Arxiozyma heterogenica, 603 nucleotides. It is a transcript of the gene TMA22, whose product is annotated as Tma22p. Gene Ontology annotation, molecular function: mRNA binding; translation initiation factor activity. The coding region runs from base 1 to 603 and encodes 200 amino acids. The transcript has a single exon. Gene Ontology annotation, biological process: formation of translation preinitiation complex; translation reinitiation. Lineage: Eukaryota; Fungi; Ascomycota; Saccharomycetes; Saccharomycetales; Saccharomycetaceae. The record is from RefSeq and is a predicted model, not a curated record.